Messenger RNA from Aplosporella prunicola CBS 121167, 687 nucleotides. RefSeq lists its product as uncharacterized. The record is from RefSeq and is a predicted model, not a curated record. The transcript is spliced from 2 exons. Gene Ontology annotation, molecular function: protein binding. The coding region runs from base 1 to 687 and encodes 228 amino acids. Lineage: Eukaryota; Fungi; Ascomycota; Dothideomycetes; Botryosphaeriales; Aplosporellaceae.
AUGACGCUCACUCUGCUGCCCCAAAUGCCUGCAACUGGUCAAGAGAACGAGAGAAGCGAACCUCAAGAAGGCCCUCCAUCGACACCACAGCGUAAGAUGCCCGUUACAGGUCCAGGUAACAAGAGAGGUGAACUGCAGGGACCAUUCCCAUCGAUGCCGUCAACGCCACAACGCAAGACAACAACGUUUCUGCUGUCGCCUAGCACCGUCACAUAUUCCACUUCUAGUCAGGAAGACAAUCAGGAAGAGAACAAGACGUCUCAGGAAUUGAUCAGUCCGUUAUCUCCACCUUCCACCCCGGCUAUCCGCGACUGGGAAUUGGACUUCAACCACGUCACGCCAGAGCGUUCAGGCUUCCAGGAACGCGCGCUGAGAGACCUACACGUGGGUUCGUUGAGCGACGUCACAGUGGAAUGCGAGGGCCACACCUGGCAGGCACACAUGGCAGUUUUGGCGGCGGACUCGCGCAAGUUCUAUCGCGCCUUCAUGUACGGAGCUCCGGAAUUUGACCAGAAGACACGGACGUACCACUGGACUGGCCCAGGAGGCCACGCGACGUGCGAUGCGUAUCUGCGAUUCCUCUACACGGGAGUCUUAAGCGGACCUUUGGAGUCGGCAGAUUUCGUGCCUGAAGUUACAGAGACGACACACACGAGCUUGAUGAAAAAUCGGUGCUUGGAGGAUUGA